AUGCGAUUACCGCCUGCGGUGCUGGUGUUUGUGGGGGUCAUGCUCGCGUACGCGGCUUACUACCUCCUGGCGCUGGUCUCACGGAUCGACCUACGAUUCGACAAAGAUCACCAGGGCACGGCUGCCCUCCUUCGUCGGUGCUCCCUGCUCAAGGGGAACUACUGGCCCUCCCCCUGGAUCUUCUCCGGCCACCUUGAUGCGUUGGUCAUGAUGAAGCUGCGGCCGACCUACGACCCCCAGUACCGUAGGGAGGAGGUCCGAGCAGCGGAUGGCACUACACUGCUGUUGGAUUGGGCGGAGCGUUCGGACAUGUCACCUAGCGCGCCGAUCCUUAUACUACUCUCUGGCGUCACCGGAAGCGGCCGAAGCUCGUACAUCACAUACCUGGCCCGUGAGGGAAUGCAAAAGGGCUGGCGCUGCGUGACGCUCAACUAUCCCGGCACUCUGGGCGAACAGCUCACCGCUCCACGAAUGUACAGUGUGUCAUCUGAUGUGGGGCGGCUUGUGGACCACGUCGCCUCUAGUUUCCCUGAUGCGCCUCUGUUUGCUCUGGGCUUUUCGUUGGGCGGCUUUCUCUUGACCAAGUACCUCGGGGAGGUUGGGAGCAGGACGCCCCUGCGGGCGGGCAUCAUCUGCAGCUCCCCGUGGUCCCAGGCCCAACUCGCGGUUCAUUGGACGGGGUGGGCCAAGACCCACGUGUACGGCAGACACUUCAUCAAGCACUUUCUGAAGAUUUACAGCAACAACAAGGUCUUUAGGGGUCAUGCAAAGUUGGUCCACGAGAACAUCGUCUCGUGCAAGACCUUGUUCGAUCUGCACACGCACCUUCACGCUCCGUUGAGUGGAGAAGAGUCGAUCGAAGACUACUACCUGGCGAAUGACACCGGCCCUCUGUUUGCGAAUGUGAAGGUCCCCACCCUGGUCCUCCACGCGCUCAAUGACCCGGUCGUGCCCCAAGUGGAGGAGAUCAGCAAGAAUCCUCUUGCCAUCCUUGCCGUCACUCAGACCGGUUGGUGGCCCACGGGGUUGUCGUGGAUUGAACUCGCCUGCCUACAGUACAUCGAUGCGCACCUCCAGUUGAGCUCCACCGAUUCCUCCCCCAUGGGCCGGUGA
This is a messenger RNA of Acanthamoeba castellanii str. Neff, 1113 nucleotides long. RefSeq names its product alpha/beta fold family hydrolase. The record is from RefSeq and is a predicted model, not a curated record. Gene Ontology annotation, molecular function: short-chain carboxylesterase activity; monoacylglycerol lipase activity. Bases 1 to 1113 code for a protein of 370 amino acids. NCBI's taxonomy places the organism in Eukaryota, Discosea, Longamoebia, Acanthamoebidae. The transcript is spliced from 12 exons.